Microtus oregoni (creeping vole) is the source of this 1344-nucleotide messenger RNA. It is a transcript of the gene Isl2, whose product is annotated as ISL LIM homeobox 2. Gene Ontology annotation, biological process: axonogenesis; neuron fate specification; positive regulation of transcription by RNA polymerase II. The transcript has 6 exons. The coding region runs from base 1 to 1080 and encodes 359 amino acids. NCBI's taxonomy places the organism in Eukaryota, Metazoa, Chordata, Mammalia, Rodentia, Cricetidae. Gene Ontology annotation, cellular component: nucleus. The record is from RefSeq and is a predicted model, not a curated record. Gene Ontology annotation, molecular function: cis-regulatory region sequence-specific DNA binding; DNA-binding transcription factor activity, RNA polymerase II-specific.
AUGGUGGAUAUUAUUUUUCAUUAUCCUUUUCUGGGUGCUAUGGGGGAUCAUUCCAAGAAGAAGCUCGGGACGGCCAUGUGCGUGGGCUGCGGGAGUCAGAUCCACGACCAGUUUAUCCUUCGGGUGUCGCCCGACCUCGAGUGGCACGCCGCCUGCCUCAAGUGCGCCGAGUGCAGCCAGUACCUGGACGAGACGUGCACGUGCUUCGUGAGAGACGGGAAAACCUACUGCAAGCGGGACUACGUCAGGCUGUUCGGCAUCAAGUGCGCCCAGUGCCAGGUGGGCUUCAGCAGCAGCGACCUGGUGAUGCGGGCGCGGGACAGCGUGUACCACAUCGAGUGCUUCCGCUGCUCCGUGUGCAGCCGCCAGCUGCUGCCGGGAGAUGAGUUCUCGCUGCGGGAGCACGAGCUGCUCUGCCGAGCCGACCACGGCCUCCUGCUGGAGCGCGCUGCGGCCGGCAGCCCGCGUAGCCCCGGCCCGCUCCCCGGCGCCCGCGGCCUGCAUCUGCCAGACACCGGGUCCGGACGGCAGCCCUCGCUGCGCACGCACGUGCACAAGCAGGCAGAGAAGACUACCAGGGUGCGGACUGUGCUCAACGAGAAGCAGCUGCACACCCUGAGGACCUGCUACGCCGCUAACCCGCGGCCCGACGCGCUCAUGAAGGAGCAGCUAGUGGAGAUGACGGGCCUGAGCCCACGGGUCAUCCGCGUGUGGUUCCAGAACAAGCGUUGCAAGGACAAGAAGAAGUCCAUUCUCAUGAAACAGCUACAGCAGCAGCAGCACAGUGACAAGGCGAGCCUCCAGGGACUGACUGGGACGCCCCUGGUGGCGGGCAGCCCCAUCCGCCAUGAGAAUGCGGUGCAGGGCAGUGCAGUGGAGGUGCAGACGUACCAGCCGCCUUGGAAAGCGCUCAGCGAGUUUGCACUCCAGAGUGACCUGGACCAACCCGCUUUUCAACAGCUGGUCUCCUUCUCAGAGUCUGGCUCCCUAGGCAACUCCUCCGGCAGCGACGUGACUUCUCUGUCCUCACAGCUCCCGGACACCCCCAACAGUAUGGUGCCUAGUCCCGUGGAGACGUGAGCAGGGACCCCUAGCUGCCAGCCCGCGGACCUCGCAUGCUCCCUGCAUGAGACUCACCCAUGCUCAGGCCAUUCCAGCUCCGAAAACUCUCUGGCCCUUGUAAUUAUUGUUGUUAUUUAAAGCGAGGGGGGCAGAGGCAGGCGACGACAACGACAGGACAACCAGAAGAGCAGGACGCAGCCUGCCCCCGCCGCCGAGACUGGAGACUGUUGCUCCCAGGACUUUGUUUUUCUUGAAAUAGAAUUUGGGACUUUCUGGGUUAGC